CCUCACCUAACUCGCGCGCGCUGCGAACAGAUGAUACAGCAUUGCGCGGUAUGAGCUCAAAAAUUUAACAAAAGAAAUCAUCCUAAAACGGAAUGGUGGGAGCACGGAUGUGGAAAGUAUAGAAGUUAUUUUGAACCCAUUAGCAAAGGCAAAUCAUUAUUUUGGCCCUGAUUUAAAGGGUAGUCUUUUGGCAAAUUUGCUGUAAGCGCAUUGCUCCCCACCAAAGCCAGCUACAGGGGAGGGACUGCCGAUUUCUCGACUUUGCAGCUCUGAAUGAAGGGGAGGGGGUCCGUAGACCGAAAUUGAUGGUAGUGGGCUACUGAGGAAGACUACUCCUCUUGAUAUUAAAGGCAAAAUACACAUUUCAGUCGAACACAGCAGAGUUGGUGAAACGGGACGGUGGUGAAACAUGGAGAUGUCUGAGGGGCUGUCACAGCAGGAGAGACUCCAGGCUAUAGCGGAGAAGAGGAAGAGGCAGACAGAGAUUGAGAAUAAGAAGAGGCAGCUGGAAGAUGACAGGAGACAGCUCUCUCAUCUCAAGCAAAAGUCCCUGAGGGAAAGAUGGCUGCUGGAUGGAGCUGCUGGCUCGGAGCAGGACGAGGCCAAGAAACAGCUUGCGGAGGACGAGGCCAAGCUCAAGGGGAUGGAGGAGAACAUCAUUAGAAUGGAGCAGGAACUGGAGGAGCUGGAGACGGGCGUGUCGGCGACCUCUACCAAAGAGAGCCUGACAGACGCAACAACGAAUGAGGAAGCCAAGACAGCAGACAACAAAGCUCCGGCAGGCACUGUGCAAGAGGUCAAGGAAGUUACAGAGGUCAAGGAAGUGGUCAAAGUGCACACCAGCCCUCAUCUGGAAAUGUCUGGAGGUGCCUCAGAUAGGAUGAGAGCAGAGGUCAAGGAAGUGCUCAAAGUGCCCAACAGCCCUCGUCUGGACAUGUCCGGAGGUGCCUCAGAUAUGAUGAGAGCAGCAAUGUACUCAGUAGAGAUCACCGUUGAGAGGGACAAUGUCACGGGCGAGACAAAGGUGUUGUCCACCAACACCCUACUGCCCAUUAACCUCUCUGGGCAAGGGGUCAAGGUGUAUGAGGAUUACCAGAAAGUGGUACACGAGGUGAACGGGGAGAACGGGGUCCACCAACUCAGCGCCAAUGAGGUGGACGAGCUCAUCCACAAAGCCGACGAGUCCAUGAUGAGCGACGCCACCACCGCCGGGGCCACCUCCACUGCCCCCGUCGUCCCCACCGAUGCUGAGUUAGCCGCGGAGCAGCAGACGACACCGCAGAAGGAGAUCACUGGCAUGAAGGCCAAGGCGGGCGGCUCCAGUCCCCAGCCAGGUGGAGGCGAGGUGGAGGCCAGUGCUGAGAACCCCGUCACCAUGGUGUUCAUGGGCUACCAAAGCGUGGAGGAUGAGGCGGAAACCAACAAGGUGCUGGGCCUGGAGGGCACCGUCAAGGCCCAGCUGGUGGUCAUCGAGGACGGCGAGGGCAAGAAUGUGACGGUGGGGCCCAACCUCGCCACUGUGACCGUCACCGAGGGAGGCACCAAGGAAGAGCAGUCACCCCCGCCCAACGGCAGCGCCGCCGACCCCGUUAAGACCCCCCAGGAGAAGGCCCCCGUGGGGGAGAAGGGGGGCGAGCCAGAGGGGGGCGCCACUGAGCUCAACAAUAAGGAAAAGCAGCCCUGCAAGUGCUGCACCAUCAUGUGAGCCACCGUUGUGUGGGCGCAUUCCCCCCGGGACUUGACUUUUCAAAGAGAAAUGACAAACCAACAACAACCAUAACGUGAAGAAAACCAACAAAAACUCACCCCUUUCCCGUUAGCCCCCCUCCCGACAAAAAAAGGCAUAAAUGUUCUGUAUUUUUUGAUAGCCGGCUGUUGUUUCCCAACUUCAUUUUCAUCUCUGUUUUAUAUAUUUCAUUUUUAUCCUUUCAUUCUUUUAACUUUUGUAUUAUUUUGGGCUGUGACUAAAACGGAUGGUGCCAAAGGCGAAGCCGUUCCCUGCGUUUUCACACUUUGAGGUUUCUGAGGGAGAGAGAGAGAGAGGAGGUAGAAAAGGAAAGAUAGAGGGAGAGAAAGACAGAGGAACUGGUUCGUUCACACACCCAGCAUUGUCCAACAAGCUUUUUUUUAUGACAUCUCUAAUACACCGUCAUGAGUUUUGUAAUCUUAACUUUCUGAAUGAAGGACAGAUAUAUCUCUCUAUAUAUCUAUAUAUAUAAAUUCUUUAUUUUAAAGAUAUAUUUAUUUGACUUUUUAGAUUUUUUGAAAAAGCCCUGACAGAAGCAUGUUAUACAUUGUGCUUUCUGUCCUCUGCUAGUGCAUUUUAGAUAAAAACAUGGGGAAAUAUUUAUGACUGAUAAAGUUUGGAUUUUGUUUUCCAGAAAGAAAAAAAAAAGAAAAGUGACUUUGGAAUUUCUGAGACAGACACCAACCACACUGCUAUUUGGAAGUGACAUGCAAUGAGACGUGAUGUCGAUGACGUCAUUGUACUGUGUGCGUGUAUGUAUGUAUAUCCGUGCGUGUGUGUAUGAUCAUGCAUGGAUGUGUGCUUGAAUGUGUGUGUGUUGGAUUACAAUGGCCUCAUUGGUCCUUAUAUCAUCCUACACUACACUUCCCACAAUCCCCAUCACCUCUUUUCUUUCUGGAAGAAAAAAACAAUACUCGCUUAUUUUUUUGUCAAUUUCCUGCACCCAAAUCAACUACCCUAGUUCGACAACACUAGUAAUGAAUUGAAUAACAUGCGUGAAGGUCUUUCAUACCGAAGCUUGAGACUGAUGAAAUGAAUACCCCAAUGUAAGCCUUGCCGUUUGUGUGGUUCACCCCCACUUAACUACAUUACCCAGAAUACAACUACCCUUUUAAAAUAAAUCAUGUUGCUUACUGCUGCCUUUGUGAUAACAGUAUUAACCAUUUUUCAUUUAAUUCAAUGACAUAAUCCAAGCUCUGGCUCCUGAUGUGAUGACCUACCAACAACUGUGUUUUGAUAUGAUGGUCGGCCUGGAUAGGCCCUUCCAACGUCCCAAAGAUUUUCAGCUGGAUAUCAACUACUGUGGAAUUGGUGCAUAGAGCAUAGUCUGUUGUUUUCAACCUUGGCACAGCAGCGCAUAUACUAAACUGUGUUGCAAAUACUGUAAGAAGUUGCUCCAUUCAGACUUUUAGGAUGAGUGCCAUUUGGAGGGGGUUGGGGGUCAUAUUGUAUGUCGCCCUCAGAGUUGGUGUGGGAGGAGCUUCACUUUAAGAGUAUUUGGUUUCCUGUUUUCCUGUUUGAACUCUACUGUUAGGCCCUGGUUUUGUCAUUUAAGGGAAACAAAACCAAACAAAAGUUGAAGUAGGCCUACUUUUCAACUAGUGUAUCUAUCUAUCUAUCUAUCUAUCUAUCUAUCUAUCUAUCUAUCUAUCUAUCUAUCUAUCUAUCUAUCUAUCUAUCUAUCAACAUGCUAGACCUGAGACAAAAAGCAGUGAAUUUCAACGUUUUUACAGUCCAAGAAGUUGACAGAAUCCUUUUCCACUGCGAGUGACAAAUUUCACUCCAAAUUCAAUGUUGCAAUAAUUUUUUUAUUUUCUUCACAGAUAAUUUUUUUUGCGGUGUAGGUAAAAUUGAACAGCUGUGUUUUACUUUUGUGUGCGUUUUUGCUGCGUUAUGAGUGCCUGUAGCUAUAGAAUAUCUUACUUCUUACUUAUUUUUGCCAUCUGGGAGCCAAAUUUCCAGCUGAGCUGAGGGUCAUGUUAUCAUUGUCCAGUGUAUUUUUCCAGUGGUGAGUUGAGUCAGUUGAGUUGAAUUGGUCAAGCUAGGAGCCAGAUCUCUUCAACCGACGCACUGACACGCUCAUAUGUAAACGUGGUCCAUGUACUAUUCGCAUGCGGAAUAAAACAAACAUUUGGUUUUCAAAGAUGGCUAAAUAGUGGAUGGUCUGCGUUAUCUUGAAGUGAGUCAAAGAUGUGAGCGCUCUCCAGCAAGAGGUUGACCGACCUUGCGUAAUGUUUGCCUAAUCCUCGUUUAAUAUUGUUCCAUGUGCAUUUGUACCUAUCCAUUGAUAUUUAUAGAGCUCUAUAGGAUAUUUUAACGGUGUAUGUCAUUGGGCUCCUGAGUGGCGCAGCGGUCAAAGGCACUGCAUCUCUGUGCAAGAGGGCAUCACUACAGCCCCUGGUUCGAAUCCAGGCUUUAUCACAUCCGGCCGUGAUUGGGAGUCCCAUAGGGCGGCGCACAAUUGGCCCAGCGUCGCCGGGGUAGGCCGUCAUUGUAAAUGAGAAUUUGUUCUUAACUGACUUGCCUAGUUAAAGAAAGGUUAAAUAAAUAAAAGUCUUUGUGAGGGUUCUAAUCAAGAACGGGAUAGACAUAGAUAAAAAAAAAAAAAACUCUGAUAACAAGGUCUGAUAAGCCUUGACAGAAUAAUGCUGGUGAAUCCAGUGCAUUGUAGAAAAACCCCCAAUGGAACAUCUGUUAAUUUUAUAAUGUAAAAUAUAUCAUGAAAUAAUGUAUUUUGCCAAUCCCACCUCCUCCUGCGCGUUGAAAUGGGCAGGGGCAAUCGUUGAUAUGCCGACACGUUCUCCAAUAUGCUGCUCAGCAUCCAGCAAGGAGGAAGGAGCAGAAAAAGCCACGUGACAUGGCCUGACUCUGUAGACUGCUCUUUGUCUCGGUGAGUGGCCGCUGGUCAUGACGAGGGUACAGAAAUGUGCGUUACUCUAUAGGACUGUCAGUAUGGGGUGUUGGUCUAGAAGGUGUCCCGACAAACACUGCCUUCGAUCCGCUCAGGCAUCACUGAAGACCAGUCCUCGUCAAGUCAUAUUCCCACACUGCUGGAUCUAAACCUAUGCAAGAACUCCCAUGCUAACGAAUCACCAUCUAGGCAUAGCAUAUAGGACUAGCUACUGCAGCAGAUAAGAGGCUUUUAGUUAAUCAGUAUAUUACACAAAACAAUUAUCUUAAGGGCCAAGGAUUGAACCAUGGCCCAUCCCUUCCUGUGUAUGUGUUUAUAAGAUUAUGCCUUUUUAUUUCUGAAAUACAUUCUAGCUAACAGCUCAUUACAUAUACAGUACAUGUGGCUCAGUGGCUGUUGGUUGGCAUAGGUUAGGUUGGUCCAUUUCAAUAUAAAAGGUGGGGGAAAAGGAUUUCAUAUGUUGGCACUGCCAACUUGGUUGCACAUGACAUGUUGGGAUGGCUAAAUGUGGGUGGUGUGUUUCUGUGGUGCUAAAUCAUUGAUACUGUCAUAUCUGACUGCUGAAGUUGAGAUAUUAUGUUAGAUAUUAUUUUCUGCAACUUGUGUUUUUAAGAAAAUCACAUAUAUUUCUAUUUGCAGUAGGAAACAGUAGCAAGAGUCAUUUGCUAGACACCUCAACAAGGAAGUGAUUCAUUGGUUACAUUCCAAGAUUAUCUGAAGCAGAAACGGUGUUUUAAAUGUUUAAAAUGUUUUUCUUUUAAGAAAACAUUUGCAACAUUCAUCUCAAAAUGGAAAAACACAAACCGUACAAAUGCACUUAGGUUGAUCGAACUGAAACCCAUGGCGUUCCUGGUCUAACUAUUCACCCAUACUAUUAGAGUCAGAGAGAACAUUGGUGACCUUAACGAAAUCAAAUUUGUUCAUCCACUUUACAGUGAAAUACAGUGAAACACUUAAAGUUGAAGAAGACAUGCAGGAUACCUUCCUAAUAUUUCGAUAGAGGAAAGAAUUACUUGGCACUUUGGGAAACAAGAUGACACUGUUAAUCGUAUUUGCUCUAUUGGCGCAGCCCAUUUUGCUUCAUCAACUUUGAGCUUCAAGGUAAACAAAUGUCAAUGUCGUUCUUAUGAAGGGCAAUGAAUGCCAAUGCCAUUCUUAUCAGGGGUAACGCAUGGACACCUCCACUCUAAGUGCCCUCACUGAGCAGUAGCGGGAAAUGUUUCCUAACAACUGAUGCAGGGUCAAAUAUUUUUCUAUCCCUAAUGUCUAAGGUUAGGAUAGGGGUAUAGGGUAGUCCGAUCCGAGAUCUGUGGUGAAGGGUAACUUUUACCUCGAGCUCCUGUUGAAUACCCAAUACCCUUCCUUCUUUGGCCCCUUCCUCUUGGUGAGCUUGGUGCAGCGGCAGUGAGGCUUGUCGCCCCUGGCAACCCCAGGUCCUCCCACUCUGCACUGCCUGCAACGUGGUGCAUUGCUUGCUGUUUGGGGUUUCAGGCUGGGUUUCUGUAUAGCACUUUGUGACAUCGGCUGAUGUAAAAAGGGCUUUAUAAAUACAUUUGAUUGAUUGAUGACUCUGCAGCAGCACCCCCUGUUGGUUCUUAUUAAUAUUUACAUUCCAGUUCUGACUUUCUCUCUCUCUACACACCCCCAAUGCCUUGUAGUCUGGCCCCCGGCCAGGCAUAUUUUUUGUAAAUGCAUAUAUAAAUAUCUACAUAUAAAUGUCUUUGUGCAAAACAAAAUGUCUGUCGCUCUCUCGUCUUCUAGUGUAGACUCAUAGAUCCCCGUCCCUUCCCCAGUGACUCUGCGCUCAUGGCAGUCAGUCAGUGGAGGGCCCAGGUAAUAGAGUGAGUGCCCACAAACUGAUGCUUUCGUAUUGCUUUGUUAGUUGUGAAGGUCUGCUUUCUUACAAAUUGGAAAGUGCUGUAGAGGAAAGUGUUUGAAAAGACAAAUAAAAAUGUGAUGUGCUUCAAAGGUC
Molecule: messenger RNA, 6630 nt
Organism: Salmo salar (Atlantic salmon)
Lineage: Eukaryota; Metazoa; Chordata; Actinopteri; Salmoniformes; Salmonidae
Source: RefSeq, a predicted model, not a curated record